AUGGAUAGAACAUGGAUGGUUGCGGAUAGGAGAUCUCGGCAAUAUAAAUUAGGGGUGACACAGUUCUGUAAAUUUGCCUUCGAAAAUGCUAAAGACCCUAACCAUAUUUGUUGUCCUUGUACAAAAUGUGGAAAGGUUGACUACUUUUCCGCUUCUGUAAUAAGGGACCAUCUAUUUGUAAAUGGUAUUGAUGCGAGUUAUGAUAAAUGGAAUGAGCAUGGGGAUGCCAUAUUGGAUUCAGCAGCUGAUGAAUCUACUGAUGAUGCAGCAGUAGAUUCAGAUUCACAUAGUUCUUACUCUGUGAACGACAAUGAGAUACCUGAAUAUGAAUUAGGAUUAGGUAGUGAUGCAGACAUGGAAAGUGAUGAGUGUAACGAGUUUAGACAGUUUGUAGAUGACGCUAAUAAACCGUUAUACCCUGGUUGUGAUAGGCACACAAGGCUGAAUGUUCUGGUGAGGCUUUACAACUUGAAAGCAAAGCACGGUAUGAGUGAUGUUGCUUUCUCUGAGUGGUUGAUUGCGUUUGCGGAGUUUCUUCCAGUAGGCAAUGAGAUACCUGCCUCUGUCUAUGAGGCAAAGAAGACAUUAAGUUCUCUAGGAAUGGAUUACACUAAAAUUCAUGCCCGCCCAAAUGAUUGUGUUUUGUAUAGAAAAGAGUAUAUUGAUGCAAUUAAGUGCCCUACAUGUGGUAUUUCAAGGUGGAAAGUAGGUAAAAACUUGAAAGAAAGGGAAGGCGUACCUGCAAAGGUACUAUGGUACUUUCCUCCUAUUCCUAGAUUCAAAAAAAUGUUUCAGUCAGAGGGUACAUGUAAGAGUCUGACUUGGCAUGCUACUGACAGAAAACGCGAUGGCUUGAUGCGUCAUCCAGCUGCUGCAACUUCAUGGAAGUUAGUAGAUGAAAAAUGGCCAGAUUUUGGUUCUGACCCUAGAAACCUAAGACUUGCAUUAUCAUCAGACGGGUUCAAUCCCCAUAGUUCAUUAAACAGCAAGUACAGCUGUUGGCCUGUUAUUCUGGUCGCAUAUAAUCUGCCUCCAUGGCUCAUAAUGAAGAGAAAACACAUGUUGUUAACUCUAUUGAUUUCUGGGCCUAAACAACCAGGAAAUGACAUUGAUGUCUACUUGGAACCUUUGAUAGAGGACUUGAAACUGCUAUGGGAAGGAGUUAGUGGUGUCUACGAUGCAAGACAAAGUGAAUACUUUACUCUUAGAGGUUUACUAUUCUGGACAAUCAACGAUUUUCCAGCUUAUGGUAACCUAUCUGGGAGUAUAGUUAAAGGGUAUAAUGCAUGCCCUAUUUGCCUUGAAAAUACAAAACCAACAAGACUAGUUAAUGGAGGGAAAAUGGCUUACAUCGGGCAUCGAAGGUUUUUAGGAAGAAACCAUCCUUAUAGAAGGCAAAAGGCUGCUUUCAACAACCUUCCAGAACAUUCUCCCCCUCCUGUUCCUUUGAGUGGGGAAGAAGUACUGCACAGGGUGGAGCAGGAAGUUCCAAAGUACCGUUUUGGGAAAAAAAAUCAGCCCCCUCCUUACAAGGAGAAAAAUGUAUGUGAUAGUCUCAUAGGUACCUUGCUCAAUAUUCCUGGAAAAACAAAGGAUGGAGUGAAAACUCGGUUGGAUCUAGUGGAGAUGGGUAUUAGAUUAGGAUUAAGGCAUGAUCUUGAAGGUCCGAAAAAGGAGCGCUUGCUAUUGGCAAGCUGGAACCUAAAGACAAAUGAAAAAAGAUGCAUGUGUGGGUCUUUUUUUGGCAUGAAGGUUCCUGAAGACUAUUCUUCUAACAUAUCAAACCUGGUUUCCAUGGAUGAUUUAAGGCUUAGUGGACUUAAAUCCCAUGAUUGUCAUGCCUUAAUGCAACAACUCCUCCCUGUUGCCAUACGAGGUGUGCUUGAAAAGCCGGUCAGAAUUGCCUUGAUCAGGUUAUGCCUGUUUUUUAAUGAAAUCUGCAGCAAGACUAUUGAUGUGUCAAGGCUGCCGAAUAUCCAAAGUGAACUUGUUGAAACAUUGUGUGAGCUGGAAAAGUACUUUCCCCCAUCAUUUUUUGACAUAAUGGUUCAUCUAACAGUUCACCUAGUUAGAGAGGUGGAGUUAUGUGGACCAGUUUGCUUUCGAUGGAUGUAUCCAUUUGAGAGGUACAUGAAGAUUUGCAAAGGAUAUGUUCGAAAUAGAAAUCGGCCAGAAGGUUGCAUUGCUGAGUGUUAUAUUGCUGAAGAGGCGGUUGAGUUUUUAGCAGAGCUUUUCAUUGAUGACAAGACUGUUGGGAUUCCAUCUGACCCUCACAUAGAGGACAAGCCUACCUCAGGUGCUACAGUUAUUAGUGUUUACGGCAAGUUAUUUGACCAAGCUCAUCUUUGCGCUCUUCAAAACACGGAUGAAUUCAGAAGCUAUUUUGUGUAA
Messenger RNA from Rosa chinensis, 2391 nucleotides. RefSeq lists its product as uncharacterized. NCBI's taxonomy places the organism in Eukaryota, Viridiplantae, Streptophyta, Magnoliopsida, Rosales, Rosaceae. The transcript is spliced from 2 exons. Bases 1 to 2391 code for a protein of 796 amino acids. The record is from RefSeq and is a predicted model, not a curated record.